GUACGGAGGCCAAUACGAUUCGGUAGCCUUGUUCGAGCUUCUCUUCUGUCCAUUGUAGCCAGCGCAAGCAGUUCGGUGUUCGAAGUGUUCCUCCAUAGGAAAAAAGUGAUCAUAAAUUAGUGCUAUUUGAACGGUGAAAUUCUCCGGGAAAUUACUCCGAUCUUUUUUCGUAACCGCUAAAAACAAAAACCAAAUUUCAAAAUGGCCGAGAAACCAAAGCGUCCUCUGUCCGCCUACAUGCUGUGGCUGAACUCUGCCCGCGAACAGAUCAAGAAGGAGAACCCCGGCAUCAAGGUCACCGAAAUCGCCAAGCGAGGUGGUGAAUUGUGGAGAGCCAUGAAGGACAAGAGCGAAUGGGAAAACAAGGCCGCCAAGAUGAAGGACGAGUACAACAAGGCCGUCCAGGAGUUUGAGCGAAAUGGCGGCGGCAAGGACGCCGGCAAGGGCAAGAAGAGCAAGGGUGCCAAGAAGGUCGUGAAGAAGAGCAAAAAGAAGGACUCCGAAGAUGACGAUGAUGAGUCCGGAGAGGAAAGCGACUGAACUAAUUAAUCUAAAAUUAGAGCAAACACCCCCCACAACAACACAGUAAAAAAUACAAAAAAAAACUUAUUUUUAAUUUAUUGUAUAAAUGUUCGGGGCCUUACUUCUCAUGAGCAGUAUAAAGCAAAAAACCGGUCAGUGAAACAGAUUUUAGAUCAGAACGAAAUUCAAAACACACUAAACUUAGAAAAGCAACCUUAGAGGCAAGCAGAAAACGACGAAAAAACAUUUGGACCUGAGCUUGCGGAAUCAGCUAAAUUCAAACCCAAGUAGGCGAAUUGGAAUGGCGAACGCGCGCCCGCGUGCGCGUGCUGUGUGAAGUGAAAGUUUGAUAUUUUUUCGUCUGACUACACUCUAAAUGUAAACCUGACAAAACAACACACACACAAACCAACAUACAAAAUUACAAAACCGACGUAUUUUCUCUUACACACCAGGAACUUUUUCAUUUUUACCUUUUUCACACACACAUUCAUAAUGUGCAUCCAACUUAUGUUUUUUUUAAGGAAGGCCAUGUAAUAUUAAAUGCAAGAGUAACGUAAAAAUACAAAAUAAAAAACCAGAAAAAAAAUCUACAAAAAAAGGAAGCAUACCUAAUUUUAAGUUAAUUAAAAUGUGUAUGAAGAAAAAGGACAAAAAAAUCUGUAUUCUUAGGUCAAGAAAAACGAAAACAAGAAAAAGUAAGACAUUGUCGUAGAUGUACUCUCUCAGUUCAAAAGAAUUAACCAACAUCAAAGCAACAGAGACGCGUAAAUAUUAUUACAAACAAUUAGAUAAACUUACCCGAGUGCGUGUGUGCGUGAGUGACGAGUGUGGCGAGUUAUCGUCCCGCUCUUGUCACCCACCUACUCCCCUCCCCUCUGCUGUGUAGUAGGAUUUUUCUUUCUCUAGUGUAUCUAGCGUGUACCUCUACCCCCUUGUAUGUAAGAACAACAAAAAACAAUGGAACUCCGUUUUCUCAUUUUUGUUUUCUCUCUCAAUCGUGUCGAUUGAUUGAAAUGUGGAAAGAUCGUAUCUUGAAUUUGAAUAAAAUACAAAAAAAAAACAAUAAAAUUAAA
Molecule: messenger RNA, 1598 nt
Organism: Aedes albopictus (Asian tiger mosquito)
Lineage: Eukaryota; Metazoa; Arthropoda; Insecta; Diptera; Culicidae
Gene: HmgD
Product: high mobility group protein D
Exons: 3
Coding region: 202-540 (112 amino acids)
Biological process (GO): regulation of transcription by RNA polymerase II
Molecular function (GO): DNA binding, bending; transcription cis-regulatory region binding
Source: RefSeq, a predicted model, not a curated record